AAAAAAGACAAGUGAAUCAUAACCUUAGGUUUACAUUAAUACUAAACUUACUAUACUUAAGUUUUGAUUUUAGAGGCCUUUUAGGGGAAAUUUCCAUAUCAUAUUAGAAAUGGUAGGUGGGUCAAUACAGAAUCAAAACUACACUUGCACAAAUUUGUAAUUGAAAGGGUUUAACACCAGUAAUAGUUAUGGUUACAAAAUAUAUGUAUCUUUAUAAAACAUGUAGCGUUAACUGUACCCAGAAUUUUCCCUGAGAGAUGGAGAAACAGAGGGUGUAGAGAAAUGUCACAGAGACAACUCUCUUUAAGUACACUUGCACUUGUAAUAAUGAUUUCGCUUAUUAUCCUUAGGUUUUAAUAUAUAUUAUUUGACUUUAAAAAUGUACUUAUUUCCAUGUGGUGAUGAACAUAGGCUACCAGAGCGAAUAUAUAUGUAGGCUAGCUACUUACACUUCAUUGCAAUUUUAACUGCAGUGUGUUAUUUAAUAGAAAUCAAUCAUUAGAAAUGACACUAAAGCAUUUUUUGGUAUAACAUAAAUGCUGGUCAUUAUUCAUCAGUACGCUUUACCUUAUUUGGGCUGUUAUUUUAAUGGCAACGGGAAUAAUUAUGAAAUUACAUAAUAUAUUAAUAGCCAGGGGGAAUUUAAACUUUUAAUUUUGAACAGAAUAGUAGGUGUUAUUAUGUAUCAUGGUUUAUCGAAAUGAACUGUUCAAAAGAACCGAUUCGCAGAAACGAGUCGUACUUUCCAUCAGCACAACCAAAGCCUGUAGGCAUCUAGUGUUAAAAACGGUAAUGUUUGUCGUUUAACGGACCAUUCACAAUAUAAUAAAUAGUUUGAAUGAGCGAUUUUGGAGAAAACAACAUCAAGUAUCUUGGAAAAGAAGUUGGCACGGUAACCCGGAUGUAAACAAAAUCACGUGGCGGUGCUUCGCACGUGUGGAAGAAAGAUUUACAGUGUUUAUCCAAAAUUAACAGCGUUUACAAACAUGUUUGCUGAAGAGGAGUGGACUGAUUCUCCAUUUCCAGAUGGAUCAUCUCACACUGUUAAAACGUCUCCUGCCCCUGGCAAGGAUAAGUUUGUGGGUAAGCGAAGUCUGUUGAAAACCUUGCAAACAUUGGGUUCAGUUCCAGACUGGGACACUGGGAAUGUUUGCGAGGAUAGUGACGAGGAGAAAGACGCCUCCACUACAGUUAAGGCACCAAAAAAGAAAAGGUGCAAAAAGCGUAAAAGAACGUCUAAUGCUGCAAAUGAAGGGAAGCAGCAGGAUAAAGUAGAUUCAUCUGAACCGCCUGUGAAGAAGAAGACAGCAAAGAAGACCGCAAAUGAAACAAGUUCUAAGGUGUCGCAAGAGUCCAGAAAAGAGACGAAUGAUAAAGGAGUCGGACCUCAGUUGGAUAAAAAGGAAGGUCAAGCAGAGAACGAGCUUAGCAGAAAGCAGUGGAGGAACAAGAUGAAAAAUAUCUUCCAGAAACAAAAACAAAUAUCUACCAAAAACAACAACCAAUAUCUAAAAAAAAACAAACCAAUAUUAAAAAAAAAACAUGUCAAAGAAUCCAAGAAAGUGAAGAAGCAUGACAGGGCAUCCAAAAAAGCAAUGAAGUUUCAUGAAAAGAAUGGUAUUUCUUCAAUUUCAGACAAUGCUCAAAAUUGCAAAGACUCUAAAACAGAUGACACAUCCAGCACAGGAGCUAGAAUAGUAGAUGUCUCCCUAAGUAACAAUAAAGGCACACAUAAAGGGAAACCUUCUAAAAUGAUGAAAAAUUCGCAGGCAGAAAAACUGCGUCGGAUUUUAAAGUCACAGCUUCCUGAUGAUGGCAAUAAAGCCUCAGAGGAACCACAAGAACCAAAAGGUACAACAGUAAGUUUGAAGGGUGAUGAAGAGAAAGGGGCUCCUGACCCCUCGACUGCUUUAAGGACAAAGAUGGAGAAGCAGUUAGAAGCCGCUCGAUUCCGCUACAUCAACGAGCUGCUUUACACGUCCACCAGCGGUGAGGCCAAACGCAUGUUUCAACAGGACCCACAGGCCAUUGCAGUUUACCACAAGGGCUACACAACACAAGUUCAACACUGGCCUACAAACCCUGUGGAUUCAAUCAUUUCAUAUAUUUGUAAAAAGCCAGCUUCUUUAGUUGUCGCAGACUUCGGCUGUGGAGACUGUAAAAUUGCACGGAGUGUAAAAAAUAAAGUGCACUCUUUUGAUUUGGCUCCGGUUUGUGAUCUUGUCACUGCAUGUGAUAUGGCAAAAGUGCCACUUCGUGACUCUACAGUAGAUAUUGCUGUUUUCUGUCUUUCUCUGAUGGGGACUAAUCUGGGAGAAUUUUUGGCAGAAGCAAACAGAGUCCUGGUGAUGGAGGGUGUUCUUAAAAUAGCUGAAGUGGCCAGUAGAUUUGAAAAUGUGCGUUUGUUCAUUGGUGCAUUGUCAAGUCUGGGCUUCAAGCUAGUCAAUAAGGACACAGAAAACAGCCACUUCUACUCAUUUGAAUUCAUAAAGACAGGAAAAGCACCUGUAAACGUGAAGAAAGUCGGGCUUCAACUUAAACCUUGUCUGUACAAGAAACGAUAAAUAUACACAAAGUAAAUAUCUUGCUGCUUCGUGUAUGGACUGUGUAUGAAAAGUUUAUCAGCGGAAAUUCAGUUUCAAGGGUCAACUCUCCCCUUAACAUUGUAUGUUUUGUAAAUCAGUGUAACAGGAAAGUACAUUUUAUAAAAAAAAAGAAAAUAAUUUCAUGUGAUAUUCAAGGAAUUUGUGAAAACUAUUUGUCAUAUAUUGUCUUAUGAUUGGAUUAGUUUUUACCUGAUAAACAAACAAGACUCGAAAA
This is a messenger RNA of Cyprinus carpio (common carp), 2820 nucleotides long. RefSeq lists its product as uncharacterized. Gene Ontology annotation, molecular function: methyltransferase activity. NCBI's taxonomy places the organism in Eukaryota, Metazoa, Chordata, Actinopteri, Cypriniformes, Cyprinidae. Gene Ontology annotation, cellular component: nucleolus; chromatin silencing complex; rDNA heterochromatin. The record is from RefSeq and is a predicted model, not a curated record. Gene Ontology annotation, biological process: regulation of transcription by glucose; cellular response to glucose starvation; rDNA heterochromatin formation.